AUGCCCAUCCCCUCGUACUUCAGGGACCUGGUGCUCCCCGCCCCACGCACUGACGACCCAAAGAACUGGCCGAGAUCCAAAAAGAACGUCGUCGUCUUCAUCAUCGCCUACUGUGCCUUUGUCGGCCCCCUGGCCUCCAGUAUCUACAUGCCUGCGGUCCUUCAGGUCAAGCAGGACCUCAACACCACGUCCUCCCUCGUCUCUGCCACCCUGUCCAUCUAUGUCCUGUUCAUGGGGAUCAUGCCCGUCUUCUGGGCAUCGCUCUGCGAAUACUAUGGUCGACGACCCAUCUACCUCUCCUCCAUGCUGAUCUUCAUCCUCGGCUCGCUCUGCGCUGCCCUCUCAAAGAACAUCUGGGUCUUCUUUGUCAUGCGUGCCAUCCAGGCUUUCGGCUCCAGCUCUGUCUUGUCCGUUGGGGGCGGAUCCCUGAGCGACGUCUUUCAUAGCGGCGAACGUGGAUCUGCCUUUGGCCUGUUUUAUCUCGGACCAUUGGUCGCUCCCAUGAUCGGUCCCAUCAUUGGAGGCGUCCUCGCCGACAAAGCCGGGUGGAGGUAA
Gamsiella multidivaricata is the source of this 555-nucleotide messenger RNA. Its product is annotated as major facilitator superfamily domain-containing protein. NCBI's taxonomy places the organism in Eukaryota, Fungi, Mortierellomycota, Mortierellomycetes, Mortierellales, Mortierellaceae. Gene Ontology annotation, molecular function: transmembrane transporter activity. Gene Ontology annotation, biological process: transmembrane transport. The record is from RefSeq and is a predicted model, not a curated record. Bases 1 to 555 code for a protein of 184 amino acids. The transcript is spliced from 2 exons.